This is a messenger RNA of Zootermopsis nevadensis, 3215 nucleotides long. RefSeq lists its product as uncharacterized. Lineage: Eukaryota; Metazoa; Arthropoda; Insecta; Blattodea; Termopsidae. The record is from RefSeq and is a predicted model, not a curated record.
GUAAAUUUUCUCUGGUCAACGAUUCGCAGGCGUGGGUAUUGGCACGGGAUAAGGGAGCCAUGUUGGUUUUCUUGUGUUGGACUUUAUUUGUGGAACGCAGGUGAUGGGAACCAUGGAUUUUUUUGAAAAUUUUGCACUGAUCAAAAUAAAUCACACCCACAAUAUGUUGAAGCCAUAUUCCUAGUUAACAACAGUUCACCAUUUCCUGAAACAAAUUGCCCGUCUACUCUACACAACUGUAUCUACUUGUAAUAGAACACUGCAAUAAGUAUACACCAUGGGGUCUACAGAACAAGAUCGUUCCCUCAACUCUGGCAUUUCUCUACCACAGUGGAUGAAAAGCAAGAUUGGAGAUAGGUAUGACCUUGAUGAAACCUUCUCACCACCUUCACAUGAUGACAGUUUUUUCUACAUACGAUAUCCAAAGACUGACACCACAACACAGCGACUGAAAAACACAAACUUCCACCAAGCCAGUGAACUGCUAGAGAAGUCAGAACAACUAUCAAAACAGGAUUUCUCACAGCAUACGUUUCAGUGCCGUCAAUUCAUCCCACAGGCUAAAAUGGAUUCUUCUACUCAUGCUGGAACGACAGCAUCUGUUGUAACUGCCUCCAGGAAAACAACCCAUCCUCUGAAACUUGCAGGAACAGAUGAUAAUUUUACGGGUGACAGUGCAGCUUGUGGGAAGUCUGUUGUACAGGUUGCACAUCAGAUGAUUGCAGGAGCAACGUUAGUACGAGGAUUUAGCGUAAAUGGUGAUGAAAAUGUGGCCACUGGGGAAGGCUUCAAUAAAGCUAUGCGUCGUGGAAGUAAGUCUCUACCAGUUAGUCCACUUGGCUCACCAUCACAUAGCCCCGACUCAUCCCCACAGACACGCAGGAGGGUACACAAUAGGUAUUUCACAGGCGCAUUCACCGUGGAAAGAGCUAACAUUCAUGCCGCUGGUGGACAAGAUUCUGCCAAUAAAUAUCCUGGCAGCUGGAUUUUAUCUGGUCUGUUAGGGCAACAGCAACGUGAUUGUUUGUCAGAUUCCAUGGAUUCUGUAACCAUACCGGAGGAGGAGCAUAAGAAGGAAAUAAAGAAACCCAGGCCACAGCACGAGAUAGUCUCAUCAUCAAUGGAGGUACGCCGCAAUAAGUCUAUGACCACUCUCGUGUCACGGAUGUUCAGCGAAGUUUCAAAGGGUGAUCAGUCUGUGGAAGUUGGGGUGGAUGUUUCUGCUGUUACUGGUGGUCGUGACUCACCUACGCAGAAUAAAGCAUUCCGUGCAAAACCAUCAGAGCUGAGGGAGAUGAAUUGUUGGUCACCCACUUCAAUGUAGAUGCUUAAUGAAUUGUUACAUAUUCCAUGUUGUACCUUAUGAUAUUUCUGAAUUUUCAGGCACAUUACAACUUAUUGUUGUGUAAUUUACCUAAAGUCUUUCUAAAUAUUUUUUGUGUGUGAAUUUGAUUUGACAUUUUGGGUACCUGUAAUCCAUAUGUUGUGUAGUUAUUGCUGUGUCAUUACACUUUCUUUUCUUUCUUUCUUUCUUUCUCUCUCUCUUUGUUUUAAAGCUUGUUCUUGGAAUGUAAUCAAACACUUCACUUUUCAACAUCUUGUCCUCUUCACUUUGUUACUGUAUUCAUCAUAACAGUUUCAUACUUUCAUUUUGUCCACAGUAUUAUCAUGUAAACCUUAAUGCCCAUGCUUUUAAUACAACUGCAGUUUUCUGAUUCAGAAUUAAUCAUUUUAGUGUUGGUAAAUUUCAUGUUCUUUCCUCACAUUCGUCUUCUAGAUUUGGGUUUUUAUGAAAUCUUCAUUGCAGAGAAAUAUUAUACUUAUACAAUUUCAGUUAUUAUAAUUUUCAUAUACUGUCCUAUUUUAUAGCCAUGCAAAGCUACCAGAAACUAGAGUAGCUUUUUGCACUCCAUGAAUAUAUCUUUUUGAUGUAGAAAGAAACAUCAUGAAUGUAAUCUGUAGGAAUUGUGUUUGUAGGAAAAUAGGUAUCAUAUGUAAUCACAUUUUAUUACCCUGUUCUUAAGAAUCUGCCAUUAUUAUGACCUUAUUACCUACAUGAGUGUGACAUUGAUACAAGUAUUUAACGGUUUAAUAUAAAUUUUUUGGCUUCAGCAUGUGAUCUACUUGACGUGCUUUGAGAUACUUUGAGCAUAGUUCAGAUUAACGUAUUUGUAAGGCAUAUUACCGAAGAUCAGGUGACAUCACUAAUUCAGUGUAAAAGUAAUAAUAUAAUAACAAUAUGACUUUCAAUGCUUCAUUAGUAUAUCUGUAAAAGCAUCUUUUUGUAAUAUUGUGGAGUUAAAUAUAACAUUUGGUUUACACCCAAAAAGUAUUACUAUAGUCUUAUAUUUUGGUUUAUAAUUUGUAACUAAUGAAAUUUACAUAUUGUAAUUUCUGGUACAGGUUACUUCUUCGAUUCAUCCUUGAUAGGGUACAAGUUAAACACACACAUCAAUUUUGAUCAGGCAUGAUUACACAUUAUAUUGUAGAUUUGUUCGGAUGGAUGUACGUAAUUGCUUUCUCAGUAUUCUUGUAUUAAAGUUUAGUAUGAUGAUAUAUUAAGUUAAUUUAGUUCACAUCUUGUUUUUUAUCCUUAUCCUGUCUUUGUAUUUCAGUGAUUUAACAUGGCUUCACUCUGAACAUAAAUUAUAUUUAUGACAUUUUCAAUCUCUUAUAUUGCAUAUAACUUCACUUUCUCUAGUACCAAUGCCUUCAUAACUAGAGAUUUGUUAACUAGUACUAAGAUAUAAGAUAGUCAUCUUACAAAUAUUUUGUUAUUCAGGAAUUUAAGGUACAUGCAGUUGAUAAUAGGACUGAUAGUAUUUAUUUUUAGUCAUUGAAAUUGUAAUAAAUUUUCCUUUUUUCCUGACUUCAUGCAGCAGUGUUUUAAUUAUAUACAGCUUACGUGGCUGUGGCAUUGUUUUUAAAUGAAGGUAUGUUUAGUAAAAGUAAGAAACUUGUAUUCAUAUUUGUACUUUUCCCUUUGUUUGUGUUCAUAAACUAAGACAUGACACUGCAGGUGAUGGAAUUUUUUGAAAAUCCAGAUAAUCAGAGAUUUACACAAAAUAAUUUAAGGUGUUUGAGAUUCCAAAUUUAUGAAGUGCUUGGUCUGUUGAGGACAGUGUUCUGCAAGAAAUGUAAAGUUUGUCACCCAAAUAUGAAUGCUUGUGAGAAAUUUAAAUUUGUAAUGAACAAAUAUAUAACAUGGCUUGCAA